Molecule: messenger RNA, 2254 nt
Organism: Neurospora crassa OR74A
Lineage: Eukaryota; Fungi; Ascomycota; Sordariomycetes; Sordariales; Sordariaceae
Product: lipid particle protein
Exons: 3
Coding region: 773-2083 (436 amino acids)
Molecular function (GO): monoacylglycerol lipase activity
Source: RefSeq, a predicted model, not a curated record
CGACCUCACUGUCGUCAUCUCUCCAGGCAUACGGUCGUAUGGCCGGACACGGCGUUCGAGAAUGAGAACGAACUGCGGUUGCUGCGCCUGCAUAGAUAACCGGCAAAUCUCCCAACCAAACAGCCCCAUGCCAUGAAACAGCAUGAGAGGUGAGCUCGGACGCGGACUUUAGGGUCUUUGCGGCCCAUGAGAAUGCUCUGCGGCCGCCGCGCCGCGUGAUAAGGGCUUAUGAUUUGCCACCUGGACAGCUGAGCCCGCGAUUGCUCGUGAUGUCCGAAUGAACAUCGAGCGGGCGCAUCUUGAUUCCCGUUUUCCAGUUUGAUGAGCUUUGGGCUGACAAGCAAUCUCUCUUCCAGGACAUUUCAUUACAUAGGUAGUGCUCUCCGGGCGGGCAGUGCUUGGGCCUAAAACCGCGCCCUACCGUAUCAGCCCCCCCACUCAUCCCGUGGCAGCAUCGCGUCCAGGCGGGCUGUUUUGGGACGGCGUCCGAUCUGUCCGCGCCGGGCAACCAACCAGCCCAAAGCGUCAUCCAGACUAUCCAUCGGCUUUGCAGGGACAUUUCCGGGUUGUUGGGUUGUUGUUCAGGGGGUUGCGCUAUUCACGCCGUAACGCCGCCCACCUUGAUAACCCACCGCCAAGCUCCCUCCCUGCAAAGGCGACCUUUAAAUAUAUUGCUUUGGUAACGCACCACAACAACGACCAAACUGUUGGCAUUCUCCCUCUUUUCGAUCUAGGUAUCUACUGGUCUCUGAUCGCUAACCAUAAACGAACCAUGGCGGAUUAUAUCGGUGGUAACAUUGAGGCCGACCACCUCUGUGUCUUGGUACAUGGUCUAUGGGGUAAUCCGAACCAUAUGGCCUCUGUAGCGAAGGCUUUGCGAGCUCAGUAUCCACGCGACAAGUUGAACAUCCUCGUAGCGAAGCGAAACGCCGGAUCGUUUACUUAUGAUGGCAUCGAGCUCGGCGGCGAACGAGUAUGUAACGAGAUCGAAGAGGAACUCCAAGCUGUCGAAAGCAAAGGUGGAAAAAUCAAGAAGAUCAGCAUCGCUGGCUACUCCCUCGGCGGCCUGGUGGCCCGUUAUGCGAUCGGCCUUCUUUAUGCGCGAGGUGUGCUGGACAACCUCGAGUGCAUGACAUUCACGGCAUUUGCUAGCCCAUUUCUGGGGGUGCGCACUCCUCUUCGCGGUUGGCCAAACCACGUAUGGAACGUACUAGGUGCGCGUACCCUGUGCAUGUCAGGCAGACAACUUUUCGGUAUUGAUCAUUUCCGUGACACGGGAAAGCCCCUUCUCGCGGUUCUGGCGGAUCCGAAAUCUAUUUUCAUGUGCGGUCUUGCCAAGUUCAAGCGUCGAAUCCUCUACACAAAUAUCGUGAACGACAGGUCUGCCGUCUACUACACCACCGGCAUAGCGAAAACGGACCCUUACACCGAUUUGGACAAAGUGAAAGUCAACUACGUCAAGGGGUACGAGCCUGUUAUUCUAGAUCCGACAAACCCCGUAUCCCCCGCGCCACCCAAGCCGAAGGAACCGCUUGUUGCCAACCUGAAGAAAUGGAUCAAUAGGGUGCCCUUUAUCUUGGCCGUGGCGGUUUUUGUCCCGUUGGGAUUGGUCGCUUUCUUUAUCAAUUCUGCGGUCCAGACGGUGCGAAGCUCCAAGAGAGUCAAGUUACACGAAAAGGGCCUGGCGGGAAUUGACGUUGAGAGUUACCGGGUGGACCUAUGGAUCAAGGAGAUGCGCGAAGCUGUUGAACAUGCGUAUGAAGACUUAAACAGCUCUCAAAACCAGGAGUAUCUUGGACUGUCGGAUGGCGAUCUCGACGAAGAGACGGACGAUUCCUCCAACCAGGAGAUUCUGGCGCUCGAGCGCAAACAGUCACACCCACAUCAGCCCACGCUUGCUCUGGCGCCAUAUCAGUUUGCUGCCAUCAACGCCUUGGAUGCACUGGGCUGGCGCAAGUAUCCUGUUUGGAUUCACAAUGAUCGACACAGUCAUGCUGCCAUCAUUGUGCGGAUGGAAAAGCCUACGUUUGAAGAGGGCAAGGUAGUGCUCAGCCACUGGGUGAACGAGGAGUUCCUGAUUUGAAGCGAGCGUUGUUUGAGUCCCUUUUUGACUCUUUAGUUUUAGACUUUUGGAAAAGGUCAUCUUCGGCCUGGAUGGCGCGGCGUUCUGAGGCAGCGUUUCUUCAUCAUUCACGAAACAUUUAUUUUUAAAAGUAUGUACAUCAUGCUUUUUCGUUUUCUUUUUUUUUUUUUU